AUGCGAGCUGGACUAGGGUACGGGCUUGUGCUCGGGCUUCUGGCAUGCGUCUCGAGCGUCUUUGCACUGGAGACCGUCACGCUCGACCUGACCAAGACGCAUCCAGUGGAUAUCGACACUCUGCUUCCGCGAUACUACAAACCUGCCACCGACGAAAUCUGCUUCAACAACGGUCUGCGAUCCUCGUUCUGCCACGUUGACGAUGGCACCCUCGUCAACCUCACCUCUACCCAGCGACACCAUCUCCGCAAGACCCUUCGCCACCACGGCAUUGCCUCGGCCGUCAACACCAUGCGAUCCUAUGCCCGACUUGCAUCCGGUGAUCUCAAAGCCCCCGUAUCGACGGACGAAAUCGUCUGCUUCAGUGCCUACCUCAACAGCCGCGCCUUUAGCACCAAUGCCACCAACACCGUGUUGAACGAGCUCUAUGUGCGACACAUUGUAGUCUCGCACAACGCGCACGCGUGGAAGAUCAUCUCGCCCACCGGAUGUUCUGAAGACGUCCAACGUCCGGUCGGUGCGCCUCUCGAACAGCGCCCCAUGCACGGUGCGUUUGGAGACAUGACGGUCUGGCAUCCCGUGAUGCAGAACCACAACAGCGAUCCCUGGGCCGCUUUCAGGGCUGGUACGGACGGAAUCGUGAAGCGCUCGCUAAGCGGUGCGCAUCUCAAGCAUAGACACGCGCGUCGUGGGAAUAAGGAUAAGCCGCAAGGAUAUGGUGCGCCGCCUGGAUUCCCUGGGUUCCCUGGAUUCCCUGGCUUUCCGCAGCAGGGUGUGCCGGGUAUGCCUGGGUUCCCGUCCCAGGGUGCUCCGAGUGCCCCUGGUGCCCCGCCUCAAGGUGCCCCUGGUGUUCCGGGUGCUCCGGGUGCUCCGGGUGCUCAGGGCGCCAAGGGCGGCAAGGGUGACAAGGGCGCUCAAGGUGUUCAAGGCGCUCAGGGUGCAGGAGCUGACGCUGCUUCUGGUUCUGGAUCUGGCACUGGUGCUAGUGGUGACGUUAAUGCCGUUGCUGGAUCCGACGCUGGAGCUGACGUCGACACUGGCGCUGGAAUCCGCGCUGGAGCCGGAGCGAGCGCCACCUCUGCGCAGGCACGCAGCGCCAGCUCAUCCGCGAUCACCUCCAAGCCGCACGGCUUUGCCUCCUCGGUCACCGGCGGCGGAAACGCCACCCCGAUCAUCCCGAAAGACAUCCACGAGCUCGAGCGUCUUCUGGCCGACGCCCAACCGCGCGUGAUCCACCUGGACAAGACCUACGACUACCGGGGCAGUAUGGGCGUCUGCACCAACUGCAAAGGCUGCAUCCCGGACUCGUACCCCAAGUGCCCGAGCAAAGGCCAGCUCGCCAUCGACAACGGCCAAGGUUGGUGUGCAGGCAAACCGCCUCACGCCGUGACCUACGACAAGGCCGGUCUCAACCCGCUCAAGGUCGGCAGCAACAAGUCGAUUGUGGGCUUGUCUGCCAAUGCGGGCAUUCGUGGUCGAGGGUUGCUGGUGGCGCACGCGAAGAACAUCAUCAUCCACAACAUCCGCAUCGACCAGAUCAACGCCCAGUUCAUCUGGGGCGGCGACGCCAUCGACCUCCGCGAUACCGACUUGAUAUGGAUCGACAAGGUCACCUUCUCCCUCGUCGGGCGACAAUUCAUCGUCACCGACUACGUGGGAGCUGGCCGCGUAACCAUCUCCAACUGUCUCUUCGACGGUCAGACCAAGUGGUCUGCCACGUGCGAUGAUUCGCACUACUGGACCGUUCUCGGGUACGGCAAAACAGACAAGGUGACCUUCUCCGGCAACAUGAUGCACCACUGUUCUGGCCGAUCUCCCCGCCUUGCCAACCCCGAAGACAAAGCGGGCGACUCGGUGUGGCACGUAGUCAACAACCUCUUCGACUACAACACCGGCCACUCGUUCGACAUUGGUCCUGGAGUAUCGGUGCUGAUCGAAGGCAACGUGUUCAACGACGUUGCGCAGACGAGCCUGCACGAGAGCAACCCGGGCCGCGCAUUUGCGCCGAGUGACACCUCGAUCGGCGCACAGUGCGAUCGUGUGCUCGGACGCAACUGCCAGCCCAACGCAUACACCAACGCCAAGCCCAUCCCUAGCACCACGGGGCUCGGUGAGGUGCUCAAGGACAUUGCGCUCGAAACCCUCACUGCCGCCAUGCCUCCGGGUGACGUGCUGACGCUCGUGCAGAAGAACGCCGGAAGCGGGAAUGGCAGCGCAGCCAAUCUGGCCAGUAGGUCCAACGAUGCUGUUGGUGCGGCGUCGAACGACGAAGGUUCAAAGCCGGAGGGCUACGGCGAUGCCCCAGCCCAGCCUGACUCCCAGCAAGCCAACGCCGGCACCCCCGCCAACGCGGCCGAUCCUAACGCUGCAAAGGCCAAGUCCCAGCAAGACAAGAACAAGCAGGACAAGAAGAAGAAGGAUGCCGACAAGAAGAAGCACGACCAGCAGGCCAAGCAGCAGGCCGAACAGCAGAAGAAGCAGCAGCAGCAGCAGCAGAAGAAGAAGCAGCAGGAGCAGCAGAAGAAAGCCGCAGAGGCUGCUGCUCGUAAGCAAGCCCAGGGCCAACCGCAAGGCUACUAG
This is a messenger RNA of Moesziomyces antarcticus, 2580 nucleotides long. Its product is annotated as pectin lyase F-2. Gene Ontology annotation, molecular function: pectate lyase activity. The record is from RefSeq and is a predicted model, not a curated record. The transcript has a single exon. Lineage: Eukaryota; Fungi; Basidiomycota; Ustilaginomycetes; Ustilaginales; Ustilaginaceae. Bases 1 to 2580 code for a protein of 859 amino acids.